Molecule: messenger RNA, 318 nt
Organism: Angiostrongylus costaricensis
Lineage: Eukaryota; Metazoa; Nematoda; Chromadorea; Rhabditida; Metastrongylidae
Source: the annotation of a GenBank genome assembly
AUGCUUGCGAAGCCGAAACAACCGAUCGAAAUCGCGAAACGGCGUGGCGAAAAAGUGCCAGAGACAUGGGGAGUAGACAAAAGCGGCCGAGUGAGCACGAAUCCAGAAGCGAUUUUAAAUGGAGGAGGUCUUCUUCCUCUUGGUGGAUCUGAAGUCACCGGCGGUUACAAAGGUUAUGGACUUGGUGCAUUAGUGGAGAUCUUCUGCGGCAUACUCGCUGGAUCUCACUGGGGUCCGCAUAUUCGAAAAUGGAUGUCGGCCUCAGUUGAAGCUGAUCUCGUAAGCUCUUUUUUCGAAUUGACUAGAUUCUUAGAUUAA